This is a messenger RNA of Hydra vulgaris (swiftwater hydra), 1464 nucleotides long. RefSeq lists its product as uncharacterized. The record is from RefSeq and is a predicted model, not a curated record. NCBI's taxonomy places the organism in Eukaryota, Metazoa, Cnidaria, Hydrozoa, Anthoathecata, Hydridae.
AUGGCAUUAAAAAAAAGUCAAAUACAAGAUAAUAUCCAUGUUAUAAGUGAAGUUUUUGAAUUAGUUAAAUUUCUUGGUCGUCAAAAUUUACCAUUUAGAGGUCCUAGAAACUCUGAAAGUCUGUAUAAGUGGAACGAUGAAGACAGUUUAAACAAAGGCAAUUUUUUGGAGUUGGUUAAAUUUACAGCCAAACGGGAUGCUACAUUAUACAAACAUUUGAAUGCGGCUAUAAAAAACAGCAAACGCAGAAAAGACAAUUUGGAAAAAAAAUCAUUAAUUUCUUGUGGCAGUGGUUCACUUGUAACUUUAUUGUCUAAAACCACUGUGAAUAAAGUUAUUUUAUCUAUCGUGAAAUCGAUAAGAGAUAGAAUUAAAUUAGAAUUAGGUGAACAAAAUUUUAGUUUACAGAUUGAUAGUACACAAGAUGUUGGUGUUGUAGAUCAGGCAGCAGUAUGCAUCCGGUACAUUUAUGAAGGAGAAGUAAAAGAAAGGUUAUUUGCUUUAUUAAAAGUUGUCGAUUCAUCAGGAAAUGGCUACUAUGAUAUGUUAAAAAAACUUUUUUCUGAACAUUUCAUUAAUUUUAAUCAUAUUAUUGGUGAACAAUUUGAUGGAGCAGCUAAUAUGAGAGGGGAGUAUUCAGGACUACAAUCUAAAAUUAAAAGUCAAGAAAAUCAAAAAAGUGUUUAUAUAUGGUGCUAUAGUCAUGUGCUUAACUUAUGUGUAUGUGAUACUUGUAAAGGCGUAGAAGCUAAAAAACUGUUUGGAUUUUUGAAUCGAUUAUCAACAUUUUUUAGUGAUUCUUAUAAACGUAUGCACAUAUGGUUAAGUGAAAUUGAUUCAAGUUUGGGGUCUAAUAAAUUGAAAAAACUUCAAAAAAUAGGAGAAAACAAUACGCGAUGGUGGUCGCGAGAAAAAGCACUGUUUUGGAUUUUUGAAGGUGAUAAAUGUCUUUUUCCUACAGUUGUAAGUGCUUUGCAUCAUACUUCUAUUUCUAGAAAUUUUGAACCUAAAGUUUGUUCAGAAGCAUCUUCUUUAUUAGAUAAUUUAUGUAAUUUUAAAAUAAUUCUCACAGCUCAUAUAUUUUUGAAUAUCUUUAAAAUUAUUGGGCCAACGUCACGUUAUCUUCAGACAAGAGGUAUGGAUUUAUUAUCAGCUUGGAGUAUGGUAGAUUCUGUUAAACAAGAAAUUGGACAUUCAACCUUUGACAAUAUUUUAGAAAAUUCUGUACAUUUUUCCAACAAUAUGAAUGACUUACUUAAUAGUAUGAAUCUUCCGGAUGAUUUAUUAGUACCAAGUACUUUACCUAUUACUAGACAAAGCAGAAAAAAAAGAAUGUAUGAUGAGCUAUGUGCAGACGAAACACCAGAGUUACCAUUAGACAAGUUCAGAGUUGAAACUUAUCAAUCAAUAGUUGAUCACAUUAAUAAUAUUUUAAUGAACGCUUCACCGACAACAAUCAAUUGA